Molecule: messenger RNA, 978 nt
Organism: Teleopsis dalmanni
Lineage: Eukaryota; Metazoa; Arthropoda; Insecta; Diptera; Diopsidae
Product: protein tincar-like
Exons: 3
Coding region: 1-978 (325 amino acids)
Source: RefSeq, a predicted model, not a curated record
AUGGCAGGUUAUCGUUCGUUGCCAUUAGCACCAGUUUCAGCAACAACAGUAUCGGCUACUGCAGUUGCAGCUGCAGCACCGCCUACCGGACCUACCAUGUACCAUCAUCAAUCGAUGACGGCUAUGUCGAAUAAUGGCAUUAUCUAUCAAUCUGCAGUACAUGCUUCAAUACAUAGUUUAAAUACAGUACAAAAUCAACGAUCCUCCACAACACAUCAUCAUCAUAUUCUAGCAACAGCGGCAGCAGCAGCAGUUGCUGCUACAACACGCCAAUAUACAACAACAACUGGUUCCGUUCCACCGUCGGCACAAACAAUACCACCGCCACCAACACAUCCGUUGCAAGCAGUUGCAGCAGCGGCAGCAGCUGUAGCAGCUCCACAAAAUGGUCAUCAUGCUUUAGUUCACCCACAAUAUCAUCAUUCACAACAGCAACAACAGCAUACGCAGCUGCAACAACAUCAGCAACAACAAUUUAAAUAUAUACAACUAAAAAUGGCAGGUUAUCGUUCGUUGCCAUUAGCACCAGUUUCAGCAACAACAGUAUCGGCUACUGCAGUUGCAGCUGCAGCACCGCCUACCGGACCUACCAUGUACCAUCAUCAAUCGAUGACGGCUAUGUCGAAUAAUGGCAUUAUCUAUCAAUCUGCAGUACAUGCUUCAAUACAUAGUUUAAAUACAGUACAAAAUCAACGAUCCUCCACAACACAUCAUCAUCAUAUUCUAGCAACAGCGGCAGCAGCAGCAGUUGCUGCUACAACACGUCAAUAUACAACAACAACUGGUUCCGUUCCACCGUCGGCACAAACAAUACCACCGCCACCAACACAUCCGUUGCAAGCAGUUGCAGCAGCGGCAGCAGCUGUAGCAGCUCCGCAAAAUGGUCAUCAUGCUUUAGUUCACCCACAAUAUCAUCAUUCACAACAGCAACAACAGCAUACGCAGCUGCAACAACAUCAGCAACAACAAGCUUGUUAA